Molecule: messenger RNA, 297 nt
Organism: Miscanthus lutarioriparius
Lineage: Eukaryota; Viridiplantae; Streptophyta; Magnoliopsida; Poales; Poaceae
Source: the annotation of a GenBank genome assembly
AUGACGACGAGGGGAGGCGCGGGCCGCUGGCGAGCCUCCUGGCAGUGCGUUGCGUCGCGCGCUGCGGACCGACCUGGACCACGGGCCAAGCAGAGCACGACGGCGCCGACGUCCACCACGCUGUCAAGAACCUGGACCACGGUCCAAGCACAGCUCGACACCGGGCGCGGCAAGGACGACCACAGUGAAGAGGCCCCGGCGGACCUGCACGGUGGUGGCCGGGUUCCCGAGCUCUCUCGGCGGGGCGGUGGUCCCAGGGCGGGGGAGCAGCAGGUGAAGAGGCGAGGGCAGGCCUAG